Molecule: messenger RNA, 375 nt
Organism: Venustampulla echinocandica
Lineage: Eukaryota; Fungi; Ascomycota; Leotiomycetes; Helotiales; Pleuroascaceae
Exons: 2
Coding region: 1-375 (124 amino acids)
Biological process (GO): mRNA splicing, via spliceosome
Cellular component (GO): spliceosomal complex; nucleus
Source: RefSeq, a predicted model, not a curated record
AUGCCAGCAAUCCGCCAUGCCUCAAAACGCAAAGCGCCCCCAAAUGGCUUCAGCGAUAUCGAAGAUGACCUCUUAAUCUUCAGCAACAAGAUGAAAGAUGCGGAAAACGCAGAAUCCAGCAACACCCCACGCCACCAGGCCCUCUGGCCCAUCUUCCAAAUCUCGCAUCAGCGGAGCAGAUAUGUGUACGAGCUGUACUACGAGAAGGAGGCUAUCAGCAAGGAACUGUAUGACUGGCUACUGAAGAAUGGAUAUGCGGAUGCGAUGUUGAUUGCUAAGUGGAAGAAGACUGGUUGUGCUGUCUACGAUGCGUCCAGACGAAGGAGACGAACUUUAACGCUACUUGCAUUUGCCGCGUUCCCAAAGCGCAGAUAA